AUGGCACUACAGGAAGAAACCUGCAAAAACCCAGAUAGACUUCAUGACGAGGGGGAGAAGAGUAACAUCAGAGAACAGCUGGAUCAACAUCAGUCUACAGCCAUGAUAGCAAAAUCUUUCACCUGUGACCAGUGUGAGAAGAGUUUCUGGAGUUCAGGGACUUUGAAGCGCCACAAACGUACCCACACUGGAGAAAAACCUUUCACCUGUGACCAGUGUGAGAAGAGCUUUAGCCGGUCAGGCCAUUUGAAGAUUCACCAGAGAACCCACACUGGAGAAAAGCCCAACUAUUGUGACCAGUGUGAGAAAGGUUUCAGGGACUCAUGCAGUAUGAAGCUCCACCAGCCUACCAACGACGGAGAGAAACCUGACGUCUGUGCUCACUGUGAGAAUAGUUUCAGAGAACCAGACCACUUGAAGAUCAGCAUACCGCACAUGGGAGAAAACCUUCACUAUUGCACUGAGACUGUUCAGAAAGAGUGA
Molecule: messenger RNA, 483 nt
Organism: Trematomus bernacchii (emerald rockcod)
Lineage: Eukaryota; Metazoa; Chordata; Actinopteri; Perciformes; Nototheniidae
Product: gastrula zinc finger protein xLCGF3.1-like
Exons: 2
Coding region: 1-483 (160 amino acids)
Biological process (GO): regulation of transcription by RNA polymerase II
Molecular function (GO): RNA polymerase II cis-regulatory region sequence-specific DNA binding; DNA-binding transcription factor activity, RNA polymerase II-specific
Source: RefSeq, a predicted model, not a curated record